AUUCAGUUUCAAAAUAUGAAACGGGGCUUUCAAACACAUUGCAAUGUUAUUUUGCAAAAGGAUGCUGCAUUGGGCCUGUCAGUUCAUCUUGCGGAAGAGGUAAACACGACAAAAAAUACAGACUUCCUGCAAACGUUGCUGCAGAAAACACCACCGGGUUUAGACAUGUCCACCAUGACUCCCAUUGAGAAGCUUCGCCACCAGUGCCUCCAGCGAGGCGCACACGGCAUCAAGGCGUUUGCACGGCAGUUCCGUGCGAUGGACCACACCGGGGACAAGAAGCUUGACAAGCAGGAGUUCAAGAAGGGUCUGCAGGACUUCAAGGUGGACCUGAGCGACCAUGAGGUGGACACCCUGUUCAAGGAGCUCGAUAAGGAUGGCAACGACAACAUCUCUUUCAACGAGUUCCUCGUUGCGCUCAGGCCUCCAAUGUCGGCGUUCCGUCUGGACUGCAUCAAAGAGACAUUCCACAAGAUGGACAAGUCCGGAGAUGGAAUCAUCACUAUCCAUGAGCUCAAGGGUCAUUACAACGCUCGGGAGCCCAAGUUCCGGAGUGGGGAACUCACUGAGGACGACGCAUUUGAGCUAUUUCUGCAGAACUUCGACAGUACCAAUAAUCCCGACGGCAAGGUGACAAUCGAAGAAUUCGUCGACUACUAUGCGGGUGUGAGCGCCUCUGUUGAUACGGAUACCUACUUCGACCUCAUGAUGAGGAAUGCCUGGAAGUUCUGAGCAACUCAAGAAAAAGAAAACGAGUCCACCGUUGUUUGGCCACGUGAACCUUGCAGCCUGUAAUCACAAGAUGCACUGCCGUCACACAUGUUUUUUGUCCCGUCCCGGCUGAAACCGUCGUCGUGCAGGCAUCCUCUAACACGUAACUCUUCUUAACAAUUCUGUUCCACCUUCAUGUGUUGCUCUUUUUAUUGACAUGCUUUUUUUAUUAUUCAGGGCAUGUUAUCGUUUGCAUCCGACUCUUAAUUAUUAAUUUUGUAGAACCUCUGUGUGUCUUAUUUCUGUACUUUACUAUACAUUUGGACGGUUGUUUGCUUGUCUUUUGCGUGACGUGGAAAAAGAAAGAACAUCCUGAUGCGUGCAGUGGGUAAACCCACAUUUAAGUUGCUGUACUGAUUAAAUGGGAUUACAUAUG
Molecule: messenger RNA, 1147 nt
Organism: Dermacentor silvarum
Lineage: Eukaryota; Metazoa; Arthropoda; Arachnida; Ixodida; Ixodidae
Product: calcyphosin-like protein
Exons: 5
Coding region: 16-732 (238 amino acids)
Molecular function (GO): calcium ion binding
Source: RefSeq, a predicted model, not a curated record